Molecule: messenger RNA, 1109 nt
Organism: Lampris incognitus (smalleye Pacific opah)
Lineage: Eukaryota; Metazoa; Chordata; Actinopteri; Lampriformes; Lampridae
Exons: 8
Coding region: 36-953 (305 amino acids)
Source: RefSeq, a predicted model, not a curated record
CAAGAGCAUUUGCUCAAGAAGAAUUUGACCGAAACAUGGAGAGGCUGUCAAUGACUUCUGGGUCAUUCCGUACUGAUGUGCCUGCUGUGCCUCUGCAAAGCUCCUCGUCUUGGUCCUUGCGUCAGCUGACAGCCCAAGAACAGUGGAAGGAAGCUCGGCCAGACCACCUGCAAUAUCUACUGGCAACUGAGGCUGUUGGCCAGGAGUUGUGCUCUAUCUGCCAUCAGGCUGCUGUUAUAAGGUGCAGAGACGGCCUUCCCGAGGAGUGGUGGUGUGAGGCCUGUGAUGUGUUGCACCAUAAAAGAUGGCCACUCCACAACAGAGACAGCAUGGUGGAUGGCUUCCUCAAGGCCAUCCCACCAUCCACAUGCUAUACUAAAGGGGAAACUGGACACUACAUCCCACGCAAGCAAGCUUCCAUUUUACCCACAGUGCGCGCACCACAGCUAUGCUCAUGUGAAGUUGCUGACGUCACUAUGUCUCCAGGCAGUGAAGUCAUCCUUAUCACCAUAAACGGACAGUUCGACUUGCACAUGCCUGUUCAUGUGUGCAAUAUCUGCCUGCAACGCUGGACCCCGGAUCUUAAAGAUCUAAUCAAGAGUGGUUACUGGCCAGCCUCUUCACAUUCCCAGACCCUGUACCCUAUUGACCUCUUCCACUCAUUCCAAGACCUGAAGGUCAUUUCACCUGGCUUUUCCAGGCAAGCUUUUGCAAAGUUGCUGGAACAUCGCACAUGGCGUGCUAGAAGAUCAUGGCAAAUCAAUGGGGAUGCACUUCAGCGGAGCUUCCUGGAGUUCAGCUAUUGCUCGUUUGAAGAGGACCAGCUCUGCUGUGCGUCCCCGUUCACCUGCCCCGCCUGUACCCCAGAAAUGGUGGCUGUAGCAGCUCAGAGGAGACGGCACUGCAGUGGGUUACGGAUGUUCAGGAAUGGGCUGGGGUUCCCAAUUCUGUAGAGACAAAAGAUCCCACCAGUGAUCAACGAUCCCUGCAACAACAGUCCAUUGAGGGGCUUCAUCUGAGCCUUCACCACAGAAAACAGAGCCUCUACUGUUAAAAUGACAGCAACAAGCUUCGUCACUGCCUGCGCAAAAAUUUGGCGAAAGACAAGC